CUACACACUGUCAUAUGUAAUUACACACUGUUAUACGUGGCUACACACUGUUAUAUGUGGCUACACACUGUUAUAUGUGGCUACAUACUGUUAUACGUGGCUACAUACUGUUAUACGUGGCUACACAUUCUUAGAUACGUUAUGGACCUGACUGUAUGUUGUUAUGUAUGGUGUUGUGUUAUUAAAUAG
Molecule: messenger RNA, 189 nt
Organism: Lottia gigantea (owl limpet)
Lineage: Eukaryota; Metazoa; Mollusca; Gastropoda; Lottiidae
Exons: 1
Source: RefSeq, a predicted model, not a curated record